This is a messenger RNA of Hymenoscyphus albidus, 2919 nucleotides long. The record is from the annotation of a GenBank genome assembly. Lineage: Eukaryota; Fungi; Ascomycota; Leotiomycetes; Helotiales; Helotiaceae.
CGCAGGUAUUAGCUUCCUUUUUAGCCUGCUAGCGCGCCAGCCCACCACCCCACCGCCCUACCUACUAUCGCUGGUAGCUUAGGGUUAGUAGCGCCACUGCCCCCGAUAUCUGCACGCCCCCGUCGCCGAUGGCCCACCUGCAAAUGGCGGGUCUCAGCCAUGACACUGCUCUAGUGCCAUACUAGAGUCUAUAGAGAUUUAUUCAAAACCCAAAACCUCAAAACAGCCCUGGGUGACUGGGUCUAAGUCUUGAAGAUCCAGGAAGUGUCCCCACUCUGCCUGUCCCCUUCGUGUCAGUGCCGUUGGAUAAGUCUUUUAUACACGGCAUGCUUCUAUGCUUCGAUGCUUCGCUACAAACAAAUCUCGACUCGACUCCUCCACCACUAGCCGACAGACAAAUUACAAGAUAUAGUCGGACAAACAUCACCACUACCAUACCACUACCAUACCACUCUGAUUCUCAGCUGUCAUCUGUUCCACCUCCAAUUGCACAAAUAUAGCAUCCCCAUCCCCUCCCCAUCUCCUCUCCAGCACAUCACUGCGGAUUCAGAAUCAGAACCAGAAACUCAACCUGAACCUCAACCUCGACCUGCAGCACAAAUCACUCUCUCGUACUACUACCGAUACCACUAGUACCAGCUGCCCCAAUCCCCAAUUCCCAAUCUCCAGACCCCCUCAUCAUCAAUCCACCCACCGGACCACUAGACCGGCACAUCCUCCCCUACCCCAUCCCCUCGUCCUGCCCACCAGCACUCACUCCACCCACUUCAACCCGACGAGACCCCAAUUCUCCGCAAGCGACGUGGUGCGUGUGAAGAAAGGGUGGAUUCCAUAACCUCUCCCAAGAUCCAGACCAUGAUUCAUGAAUCCUACAACAUGCCUACAGCAGCAGUAAUCGACACCAUGUCCGCGCGAAGCUCAAUCAGUCCAACUGCAAUGGAAGAAGAGGAGCCGCGGAAGAAAGGUUAGUGGAGCAACUCCAGAUUCAGGUCGACAUUUCACGAGAGCAUCAAGUUGCCUAGAAAAAGUAGAGAGAGCUAAUCCAAAAAUGUAGGCGCCCGAGGAGGCAAGCGAUCCGUCUCGCACCUCAGUAAAGCCCAGCUGGCCCGCAAACGUGCCAAUGAUCGCGAGGCUCAACGAAACAUUCGUCAGCGAACCAAAGAACAUAUUGAAAACUUGGAGAAGAAAGUCAAAGAGUUGGAGGCAGGCCAUCGUGCCAGUAGCAUGGAGCGCGUGUUGAAGAGGAACAAGGAACUAGAAAGAGAGGUGGCCCAUCUUCAGGCUCAGGUGGCCGCGAAAUCAUCUUCUGCUCGAGGCUCGAUUGGCCCCGAGGAUGCUUUGGGAUUGGCACGUCCAGGGGAAUGGAUUCAAGAGACGCCAAUGUCGACCGUUUGGCAAGCACAUACCCUCGUCACCUCGAGCCCUCAGCAACAUGGCUUUCCAGCCACCAAUUCCAAUCUGUUUGAAAACGAAGAAGUACUAACACCAACAUCAAAUGGUAUUCAAAAUGCGAACCCCGUCUGGGAGGACCCCACGGUCUUUGGCAACACUUCCCAAGCACUUGCACAACCAACACCGGCCUGGGCACCCUUCCACCCCGCUUUCAACCAACCCUCUCGAUUUGCAGACCUUCAGCCUUCAGGCUUCACGGAAAUCGUCAAUCAACCCACCUAUCAAAAUACCACGUGCUGGCAAUCACAACCAUCUGUAUAUGCGUGGCAGAUAUCGACAAAACUAAAGGCACCAGUUACAUUGGUCGAUCAACUGAUGUUUAGCGUUAUUCACUCACAACGUCACCUCGCUCUGCAUUCCGAAGCUACUGGGGAUGACCUCCUUGGCCCUUCCUUUCCCCCGGUGCAUAUUAUUUUCAACCACCAAGCCCCAAUCACUUCUUCCAAGCCGCCAUCCAACAUUACCGAAGUCAUGAGCCGCUAUUCCGAAGUAUUGUCCAAGCGCGGCUUUGCCCUGAUACCCGAGAAACUCGCUUCGUUUAUGUGCAUGUACCGAUUCGUUCAAUGGCAGAUUUCACCCACUUACCAAACUUACCAAAAAUUACAUGAUUGGCAAGCACCACGACCUGCGCAACUCGCUAUUCCUCAUCCAGCUUGGAUGGAUCUUCCUCCAUGGGGAAAGGUCCGUGAAAUGAUGAUUGAGAACCAAGAGCGAUACGACAAUCCCGAAUUUCAAAACGAUUAUGCUUCCAAUCUAUCUGUCAACUUCCCACACGACCCCAUGAAGGCGCUCAUAUUUGAAGAUGGUCAAAUUAUGGUCAGUCCUUUGAUGGAAAGACAUCUCAGUGACAUCAAUAACAUGAGCAUGAAGAAGCCUUUCGCUGACAAAUAUCCGGAAUUUCGCGAUGCUUGUCGAUUUGAGGAGGUAUAAAUUCACAAGGCGCCAUGACGAAUUUCAUUUUUUUCCGCGACUCCGGAUCCAAAAUAAAGAAUGAAUUGUUGUAUUUUUGUUUGUAUUCAUUGGGUGGUGUGGGGCUGGAGUAUCAAUGGAGGCGGUAUCUUGUUUUGUAUAAUGUCUUUUUUUCCCAAUCGCGACUUUCUUUGUUUUCCAAUUUCCAUUUGCAUGGUGGAGUAUUUUUUUGAGAAUAGACAUUUUCAGGUGUCGGUCUACUGAGACAAUAUUCCCCCUUGCAUCAAUAUUCGGGCGCUGGUUUUUUCUCGAUGUUAUAUAUUUUGGAGAUAUCCCCGGGCGCUAGGUGAACUUUUUACUUUUGAGGAGAUGGAAAAUUUUACAUUUUUGUUUAAUCUUGCGUACUUGCGUACUUGGUCGUUCACUUUUCUAUAUCACUCCAUAUCUCCGGAUGGAUGUGAAAUGAGAUGAGAUGAGAUGAGAAACAGCUUUUCCAUUAGCGAGCGUUAGGUUUCUAGUUUUAUUAGCUAGGUAGUUUUGAAUGGACUUGUUAUAGUA